CGCUGCUUCGCACGGCGUCGUGGGAGGCAGGGCAGCCCAAAGCGGUCGCAUGACAUCAAUCUAGGCUCCUGACCGACGCCUGCGCCGCGGGCAGCGCGCAGCACAAGACAUGGGGAGGCGCACAGCCCUCCUGGCCCUCGCCCUCGUCAGCAUGCCCUGCGUCGUCGUCGGCGGGGACGCGGCGGCCUGCCCCUGCGAGCCUUGCGUCGAGGGCGUCGGCAUGCGCGACAACGCGAGCUGGGGCUUCUACCGCCUCUCCGACGUCUACGCGCACACGCUGUCUUCAUAUAAUGCGUGCUUCUGGCCCCGGAGCCUCGCGUGCGACUACUCGCACAAGCGGACUCAUCUAUCAGACCUGGACGCCUUCCUCGCGGCCGUUAGGAGGCGCCUCGCGCGCACACCGGAAGCGCCGCCGGCGGCCGACGAGGUCGUCUGGCAUUUGAGACUGGGCGAUACUGUGGAUUGCGACGACGCGUUCGAGCGGCCGUGCGCGCGCAACGCGAAGUACGUUUUACAAAGACCCUUCUUCGAGGCCGUCGCGGCGCGCCUCAAACCGCGUUCAGUAAUUACGCUGAUCUACGCCACGCAGCACGCGGGCUGCAAGGAUGCUCAUAGAACGCCGCCGGAGCGGAGUAGGGCCUACGUCGCCGCGGCGAUUCAGUUGUUACGGUCCCGGGGCUUCGAGGUGCGCGAGCGGGCGGACGGCGAACCGGACGCGGACAUGACGUACAUGUGCCGCGCGCGGACGCUCGUUUUGGCGGGCGGCGGCUACACGCGCCUCGCGGGCGAGUGCGCGCGCGCCUUCGACGCCGCGCGCCCGGCGACGGUGCUCGGGCUCGCCGCGCCGGCCACGGACCUCGUCGAGCUGCCCCGGGCCUAUCGGAACAGCCGCCGCGACGCCAUCGACGCGGACAAGGCGCGGCGGGCGGCGAAGAAGCAGCGGGAGUCGUCCCCGUAAGUGUGUUUUUGUCUACUACCCGUCCAUAUACAACAUCUAUUACGCAGGCGCGACGAAGAACCCGCCAUCAUCCUCGGGCGCGUCGCCGAGUUCUCUUUCAACGAAAUCACCAUCCGCACGAAUAGCGGCAACCAAACCAUCAAGCGAGUCGAACUUGAGCUCGGGCCGCACGUAGCCCACGAUUAGUAAACGCAGGGUCCUUCCAUAAAAGUCCGCCGCGAAGUCGUGCAGCAGCCACGCCUCGACCGUCUUGCGCUCGAGGUCGCCGAAGUGCCUGCGUCCGAGCGGCGCGUCGACGGCGUACGCCGCGCGAAGGGUCGAAAGCGACGGACGUGCAUGCGAGCGGCGCGUCGACGGCGUACGCGUGGCCCCAAACGCCAUCGCCCCGACGCGAGUGACGGGACACCGCCGGCGCACGGGUUCCAGCCCACGCUCACGGCCGCCUUGUAGACGCCACUAUCAGGGCCGUCCGCGACUUGGGCCCACGCCGCAUAAAUGCCCGUGUCGUGCGUGUCCACGAAGGUCCGAAUACGGGCCGCGGCCGGCGUUUUCGCGCCGUCGGUCCAGUCGAUUUCCAAGUUCGCCGUCGGAAAGCCGAGC
This is a messenger RNA of Pelagomonas calceolata, 1558 nucleotides long. The record is from the annotation of a GenBank genome assembly. Lineage: Eukaryota; Pelagophyceae; Pelagomonadales; Pelagomonadaceae.